AUGUACAUCGACCCCCCCACGCUCUUUAUGGAUGCGCAGACCGGCGCCACGAACGUUCAGGACACGAAGCCAGACGCUGUCAUCGUCAGCCCCGGCGGCUUCGUCGACGCCGACAACCACCGCGUCGCGUUUCGCCGCUUUCGCGUGCUGGACGACCCGAGCAAGGUGGAGAACUGGUCCCAUGUCUGCGCGUGCCUCGUCAGCGGCGAGAGGUCGGAGCUCAAGGGCUGGUUCCCGCAGGAGGCCGACCCACGCGCGACGGAGCCAGCGAAGCUCUUCAGUCGGCUCUGCGCCUUUUUGCCAUACUUCGAGGAGGACACCGUCCCGCCGCGGUGCAGGAGUGGCACGUGA
Bactrocera neohumeralis is the source of this 351-nucleotide messenger RNA. RefSeq lists its product as uncharacterized. The transcript has a single exon. The record is from RefSeq and is a predicted model, not a curated record. NCBI's taxonomy places the organism in Eukaryota, Metazoa, Arthropoda, Insecta, Diptera, Tephritidae. Bases 1 to 351 code for a protein of 116 amino acids.